Messenger RNA from Arabidopsis arenosa, 3007 nucleotides. Lineage: Eukaryota; Viridiplantae; Streptophyta; Magnoliopsida; Brassicales; Brassicaceae. The record is from the annotation of a GenBank genome assembly.
GCUUUGGAAACACAACAAGACCAAAUCGGCUUAGAAAGAAUUUAUGACAAAAGAGUCAAAUGACUCCGGAUUGUGACGAGUCCUAGACCACAAUUAUAAGCACGGAUUUGCGACCAAAUAUGGAAUCAGGGAAAGUAAUCAUUUUUGGCUUAAUUCUGAUUUGGGUUCUUCUUACUUAUAGUCCUCUCACUAGUCAACAUGCUUCUGGUUUCGCCUGCUUGUAGAGGUGUUUAUCUUCAGACCAUAGAUCCAAAUCCAGUUGAUUUUUCAGCCAGAGGCUCUUAUGCAAGUUGCUUUCAGAUUCCUCCUUCAGUAUCUCAAAGGGAGUGUUUGAUGAGGUUAGGAACGGUCUUUUGUUUUAAUCAGAAGCAUAGAGAGCAGACGAGUUUCAAGAAACGGCAUGUAUCUACGCAGAAUGUAGAUCUUCCUCCUAUUUUACCAAAGAACAAGAAGAAACCUUAUCCGAUUCCUUUUAAGCAAAUUCAAGAAGAGGCUAGGAAAGAUAAGAAGCUUGCUCAGAUGGGUAUAGAGAAACAGUUAGACCCUCCCAAAAAUGGGUUGCUAGUUCCAAAUCUUAUUCCUGUGGCGUAUCAAGUGAUAGAUAACUGGAAGUUGUUGAUCAAGGGUUUAGCACAGCUUCUCCAUGUUGUUCCUGUCUUUGCUUGCAGUGAAUGUGGGGCGGUUCAUGUGUCCAAUGCUGGUCACAAUAUUAGGGAUUGCAAUGGUCCAACAAAUUCACAGCGACGUGGUUCUCAUUCAUGGGUUAAGGGUACCAUCAAUGAUGUUCUCAUUCCUGUUGAGUCGUACCACAUGUAUGACCCUUUUGGGCGGCGGAUUAAGCACGAAACACGGUUUGACUACGAAAGAAUCCCAGCACUUGUUGAGCUAUGUAUUCAGGCUGGAGUUGAGAUCCCUGAGUAUCCUUGUCGCAGAAGGACACAGCCAAUCCGAAUGAUGGGGAAGAGAGUGAUCGAUCGAGGUGGAUAUCUUAGAGAGCCUGAUAAGCCUCAGACAUCAUCAAUAUCAUCUCCACUUGCCGAGCUUGACACGCUUGGUGCUUGUGAAAGGUAUCCGCCUCCCACACCAGAGGACAUACCUAAGAUAGCACAAGAAACAAUGGAUGCUUACGAAAAAGUGAGAUUGGGGGUGACGAAAUUGAUGAGGAAAUUCACGGUGAAAGCAUGCGGAUAUUGUUCUGAAGUGCAUGUAGGACCAUGGGGACAUAGUGUGAAGCUGUGCGGGGAGUUCAAACACCAAUGGAGAGACGGGAAGCACGGAUGGCAAGAUGCUCUUGUGGACGAAGUCUUUCCUCCAAACUAUGUAUGGCAUGUGAGAGACCUUAAGGGAAAUCCGCUUACCGGAAAUCUGAGAAGGUUUUAUGGUAAAGCCCCUGCUUUGGUUGAGAUUUGUAUGCACAGUGGAGCUCGGGUUCCUCAACGCUACAAGGCCAUGAUGAGGCUUGACAUCAUUGUUCCUGAUUCACAGGAAGCUGACAUGGAGGAGGAAGAAGAUAACAGGAAUGGGGCGAGUUAUUUGUCAGUGGAGAUGAUGAAGAAGGUGAGCUCCAUGGCAGCUCCGAUGGUGGCAGUUUCGGUUUCUCAGUUCCUCCUUCAAGUCAUCUCCAUGGUUAUGGCUGGUCAUUUGGACGAGCUCUCACUCUCAGCUGUCGCAAUCGCCACUUCCCUCACUAAUGUCACCGGUUUCAGCCUCAUCGUUGGGUUUGCAGGUGCGUUAGAGACUCUGUGUGGUCAAGCUUUUGGAGCAGAACAAUUUGGAAAAAUUGGGGCAUACACGUACAGCUCAAUGCUUUGUCUUCUUGUCUUCUGUUUUCCAGUCUCUCUUGUAUGGAUCUUCAUGGACAAACUCUUGGAGCUCUUCCAUCAAGAUCCUCUAAUCUCUCAGUUAGCUUGCAGAUACUCAAUCUGGCUCAUACCGGCUUUAUUCGGAUUCGCUCUUCUUCAACCUGUGACUUGCUAUUUCCAGUCACAAGGAUUAAUUCUUCCUCUCUUCGUGAGCUCUCUUGGAGCUCUCUGUUUUCACAUUCCUUUCUGUUGGCUUCUUGUCUAUAAACUGAGAUUUGGAAUCGUUGGCGCCGCUUUGUCCAUCGGGUUUUCAUAUUGGCUCAACGUGUUUUUGCUUUGGAUUUUCAUGAGUAACUCUGCUUUGCAUCGUGAAAUGAAAAACCUUGGUUUGCAAGAACUCAUCUCGAGCAUGAAGCAGUUCAUCGCCCUCGCUAUCCCCUCUGCAAUGAUGAUAUGCCUGGAAUGGUGGUCGUUUGAGAUUCUACUACUAAUGUCUGGACUCUUACCAAACUCAAAGCUCGAAACAUCGGUGAUAUCCAUUUGCCUCACAACAUCGGCUUUGCAUUUCGUUCUGGUGAAUGCGAUAGGAGCAUCCGCAAGCAACGAGAAAGAAGUGGCUCACUACGCAACCCAAAUCACACCCAUUCUCUGCCUAUUUAUUUUCGUUAACAGUUUUCUUGCCGUGCUAUCAGGGGUUGCCAGAGGAACAGGCUGGCAACGUAUAGGAGGUUAUGCAAGCCUAGGAUCAUAUUAUCUUGUCGGAAUCCCGUUAGGUUGGAUCUUGUGUUUUGUCAUGAAGUUGAGAGGGAAAGGACUUUGGAUUGGUAUACUCAUAGCCUCCACUAUCCAACUAAGUGUUUUUACCAUUGUCACCUUCUUCGCCAAUUGGGAACAAGAGGCAACGAGAGCCAGAGACAGAGUAUUCGAGAUGACACCACAAGUCAAAGGCAACCAAAAGACGCAAAUUAUAUUGGAAGAGGAUACACAAGUUUUACUUGAUCAUAUUACAGAAACUGUUUAAAAGUGUAAAACCACUUAAUGCAACUCUAUUGGUCUACUUCGUUUUAGCCUUCUAUUUACUAAUUUUGGAUGCUUUACAUUUGCAUGAUGUGCGAUUUUAAAUGAUGCGUCUUGAGAAUAUGGAUUCUUGGUUUUUAGUUUGUCAACAAACUACCCAUUUCACUUAAUAAGAAUUUGGAGUCCAA